AUGCUGCACGCGACACUGACCCCAUUGGAGCAGCCGAGCCUGACCAUCGUGGCGAGUGCUGAAGCGAAAAGGCAACAUCGAGGGGCGCCUAGACUGCCAACCGUCCCUGAGGAGAACUCGGACAACGGGGAGGGUCACAGUAACUGGAUGACGAGGAGAGCCGAUUCAGCAGACUCCGAUUCGAACAACGCUGCGGUGGGCCCUGUCCCCGAUAGGAAGGGCAAGCAAAAGAUGCGCGAACCUCAGAAUGGGGAUAAGCUGCCAAAGUAUCAAGAUUUGCCUCCAAAGAGCGAGCAACCGAACAAGGAGCCAGUGAGGGUCCGAUGUAUCGCGCCGCCAGCCAUACCACGCAUGGUCCGGUUGUUGGACCAACAACCGGACCCACGGAACCGCGGCGAGCCUCUGAGCUUGGAUGCGGUGCUGACUCUGAGUCAAGAAAUAUCGGGAGAGGGGGAAGAGGCCCCGACGGACGAAUCUGACGCGUCCCCAGAUCCAGAGUAG
Molecule: messenger RNA, 501 nt
Organism: Emericellopsis cladophorae
Lineage: Eukaryota; Fungi; Ascomycota; Sordariomycetes; Hypocreales; Bionectriaceae
Exons: 1
Coding region: 1-501 (166 amino acids)
Source: RefSeq, a predicted model, not a curated record